CCUCCUUUACAUGAGUACUGACUUCUUUACGGAAUACCCAUCUGCACUUUAUCUUCUCUUACUCGCGAUUCGAGCGAACCAAUCAUUUAAACUAAUAUAUUCUGGCUACGGAUUGGAUACUUUCACACGACGCGUAUGUUGGAUAUCUGGACACAGCAUGGCCCGGAGGACAACUAUGAAACCGAGCCUUGGAAAGGCCCAACCGAAAAGAGAUUUGGAUGAUCCCACUGGCGCAACUUCCCUGCCGAAGCGACCGAAAAGAAGUUCAACGACGCUGACCAAGAGCAAAUAUUUCGAGAGCGAGGAUGCAGGGGAAGAAUCGACGGACAGUCUAUCGUCGGAGGCCAAGGACGAGCCCGGGUAUGAAGAUGAUUCUGCACAAUCAGAGUUGUCGGACGAGCCCGAAGACUCGGAUUUUUCGGAAGAAAUCGAAGCCCCCAGCAGAAAUGUUCGCAAAGGCCAGAGUAACAAGCAACCGGCUGCAAUAAAGAAUGCUCGCAGCAAGCAAGACCUGGGGAAGUCAGGGGCGAAGACCGGGUUGGGUCCUGGAACGCAGGUCAUCAUGAAGAAACCAAAGGCCAGAGAUCCUGGGGAUACACCCUAUUCAAACGACAUUAUUCAUCCAAAUACGAUGCUGUUCCUCCGAGACCUGAAGCAGAAUAAUAGUCGGCAAUGGUUGAAAUCGAAUGAUCCCGAUUAUCGAACAUCCUGGAACGAUUGGUUGACUUACUGCGAAAGCCUGACUGAGCGAAUCGCUGAGGUAGACGACACGAUCCCUGAGCUCCCAGUCAAAGAUCUCGUCUUCCGUAUUUAUCGAGAUGUACGGUUCUCGAAAGAUCAGUCUCCUUACAAGACUGCAUUUUCCGCUGCAUGGUCUCGUACCGGGAGAAAGGGUCCAUAUGCGGCAUACUAUGUUGAGGUCAGCCCCGGAAAUAGUUUUGUCGCUGGAGGGUUGUGGAUGCCCGAACCUGGACCACUGGCAGCUCUGCGACGCGACGUUGAUCGAAGACCGAACCGGAUCAAGACGGUGCUUCGCGAUGCUCGAUUCCGAAAAGAGUUCCUUAAAGGCCCUCCGAACGAUGAUAAGAAUAUCAUCAAAGCCUUCGCGGCGGCCAACACCGAGGGCGCACUGAAGACAAAACCUAAGGGCUAUAACAACGACCAUCCAGACCUUGAAUUGCUUCGCUUGCGUUCCUACACCGUCGGGAAGCGGAUACCCGACGGAGACGUCAACUUGGACAGCAUGACGGAGCUGAUUUCGUCCCUAGUACCAUUUAUCACAUACUUGAACAGCGUUGUCAUGCCUGAUGGUGUGGAUGAGGAGGAAGAUUCCGAUGACAUGGAUGACGAGGGUUGAGUCGGCCAGGACAGAAAUAGCUACCACCUCCAACUUUUUGGAUCUGCUCGUCAGCGUUGGGCGUGGCAGAAUAUAGCGUUCAAAUUUCUAUCUAUCAUUGAACAGUUUGCUUCUACCCAUCCCACUUCAGUUACAAGCCACAACCCGACUACAUCAACCUCAAGGCUCAACGGCAGCCAGUCUCAGGAAGCAGGGCAUACCAAGAAUAUUCAUAUUAUUGGGAGAAGUGCUUCCGGUGAAAGAAAGUCGGUCAGCGACGGCGAUCCGGGCAGCAUCGGGUGACCAUGAGUCGGCAGCGCCUAGACAACGGCUUCACUUUCAGCGUUCAGGAUAGCCC
Eremomyces bilateralis CBS 781.70 is the source of this 1694-nucleotide messenger RNA. RefSeq lists its product as uncharacterized. Bases 158 to 1357 code for a protein of 399 amino acids. NCBI's taxonomy places the organism in Eukaryota, Fungi, Ascomycota, Dothideomycetes, Eremomycetales, Eremomycetaceae. The record is from RefSeq and is a predicted model, not a curated record. The transcript has 8 exons.